GGGUGCAUGUAUAUAUUGGCAUUUAUACAAAUACAUUAUAUAAGCAAGUGUAUAUAUAAUAUAUACAUUUCUAGGAUUUGGAGAUAACUUUGGUGAAGGGGAUGGAAAUCAUAUCCCUAUUCACCAAACCUUAAGAAAAUUUAGAUUAUCUCAAACAAUCUUUCUCUUGUCUUCAAUUUCCAAUAGUUUAAUCUAUCCCGGCCUAUUCAUUUUUCUGCCGGUUGAAAUUCCGUUUCAUUUUCCGGCCGGUUGAAAUUCCGUUAAAAUAUGAAUCAAAAGGAAGCCGAGGUUAAAGAAGAUGGGGAAAGUUCUCUCGCGACGUCGCCUCCGGUCACGACGGCGCUGCCAAUUUACGAUCCUAACAUGACCACCUUUUGGCCGCCGUCACCGCCGCCGCCGCAGCCACCGUAUUAUUACCCGCCAAUGCCGAUGGCUCCACCGCCGGGCCCGUACUAUUUCCCGCCAUUCCCGCCGCCGUUUUACAACCAGCCGGCGAUGGGAAUGGGUGGCUACGAUCCGUACAAUGCUGACCGUUCACUAACGCCGUUAACGAAUGCCUGGUCCACACAACUUUGUGAUUGUUUCUCCGACAUCAAAAUUAGCUUCAUAACAAUUUUCCUGCCAUGUGUGACGUUCGGCAGAAUUGCUGAGUUUAUAAACGAAGGACAUACAACAUGGUGGGAACAUGCACUGAUGUUUGCGUUUUGUCACGUUCUAACGUUGUCCCAAGGAUCCUCUAUCUACUCAUGCUAUUAUCGGACUAAAAUGAGGAACAAGUAUGCAUUGAAUGGCAACAUCUUCAUGGAUUUUCUCUUACAUUUAUUCUGCAUGAGACUGUCGCUCUGCCAGCAGUAUCGUCAGCUUGAUCGCAUGGGAUUCGACGUUGGCUUAGGAUGGCAUGGAUAUAUGGAGAAACAGAGAAUAAAUGCAACGGAAGCUGCAAUUCAGUUUAUGCCCCCAAGGAUGGAUUAUGGGAUGUAUAGAUAAGAAGAAAAAUACUUAGAAAUAUUUAAAUGGGAUUAAUUUUCUUUAAUGUAAUGUUUUGGUAAUUAGUCAAUCAAAUCGUUAAGUCAACCAAGCAUCUUGUGCUCAGAUGGCAUCCGGGUUGGACUCUCAUAUGGGAGGUUGUGAGUUCGAGUUUUA
Molecule: messenger RNA, 1143 nt
Organism: Ipomoea nil (Japanese morning glory)
Lineage: Eukaryota; Viridiplantae; Streptophyta; Magnoliopsida; Solanales; Convolvulaceae
Product: protein PLANT CADMIUM RESISTANCE 2-like
Exons: 4
Coding region: 268-987 (239 amino acids)
Source: RefSeq, a predicted model, not a curated record